AUGCGCAUCCACUCGACCCUUCAAUCGUUGUGGCUCUUCUCUCUUCUUUUGAGCUCGACGGCGGCACAGAUCGCCGCGCCGCCCUCGUACGACCUCGUCGCCCGGGCUGCGGCUGACGCCAGCGACCGCAACGCAUUCAAGCGACACGUGCAAGGGGUACUAUCCCACGUCGGUUUCAAGAGGCACAAGCGACACCCAGUUGCCGAGCUGGCUGCAACUUCUGCCAUCGUCCGACGUGACAAUUCGAGUAGCAGCUACGGUAACUCUCAAGCCAUCUCCUCGACCACAAAGUCGAACAGCACGUCCUCAACUUCGGCCUCUAAGGCGCUCAACGGUUACUGGUACGGUGCUUCGUCUUACUAUUUGUAUUCCAUCGCCGUUGCGGAUCGAAUCGCAAUCCUCGACACGCUGCAGAAGAAUGGCUUCAAGGUGGUGCGAAUCUUCAUCGCCUACGUCGGUGCUAACAACAAGGGGUCCAACAACCGUGAAGUCCAAGAUCGUAAGUUUCGAUCUUUGAUGGAAUACCAUGGCUCCCUUCUUGAUCGUGUUGGGCUUCUGCAUCGCGAUAUUUUGGCCGGGCUAGGGAGCUGACCUUCGGCCCCCUAUCUUAAAUUACGUUCCCGCAGUCGAGCCCAAGACGGUCGGCACCUACGACGACACGGUUGCUGGCCAUGAUUGACCAGCUGAUGCUUGAGUGCAAAGCACGCGGGCUCAAGCUUCUGAUUUCGAUGUGAGUGUUGUAACACCUUGGGGGCUCGAAGGGAAUGUCAAUGAAUAAUUGCUGACAACCUCCAUCUAUUCCUCACUGGUUCAUACGGGAGCAGGAGCGAUCGUUAUCAGCUUGGGUUCUGGGGAACGGAUGCAUAUGCAACCCAGCUUGAUAUCGUCAAAGCAGGUUCUUCGGGCGUACAGAAAGUGGCGGAUGCGUCGGCUUUCUAUACCUCGGCCUGGGCUAGUACCGCGCUCGACAACCGCAUCACCCACAUUCUGAACCACAAGAAUGCGCUGAUGGGCAACCAGAGCUGGGCGAAUCUCGAUGAAGUGAUCUACGCCUUCGAGGCCCAGAAUGAACCUAUGGGACACAUGGCACUUGCGUCGCCGACUUGGGUUUGUGAUCGCUCGGCGACGAUCAAAAAGCUUUUGCCUUCGGGUUCGUCGAUCCAAGUCUCGUCCGGCGGCGGAAUCACGACGCAGGCCUCCCUCGGAGGCUGGGCAACCUCGUGCGCCUCGAUCGACAUCAUCAGCGUCCACGACUAUGGUACGAAUGCCCAGGCGACGGCGAACGCCCUCAAAGCCGCCAAGGCCGCGAACCCGGACAAGACGGUGAUGAUGGGAGAAUGGGGCGUGGCCGGUGGACAGAAGGCAAGCACGAUCGCCGCAUUCGUGUCUGCCUUCAAGUCAGCUGGACUGCCUUGGAUGUACUGGGAGAUCGUCAAGCCUGGACAAGGCCCCGCCGAUUGUAAGUUGCGCGGCGGAUUCCUCCCCUGAGAAGGCAUUUGCUGACCUCGAACCUGGUUUACUGCACUCCUCCCGCUUCACAGUCGAAGUGUGGACCAACGAAGGUGCCUGGGGCGCUCUGGUGGGUGCGUCCUACUCGAACGAUCCUGUCACGGCGACGACGGCCGCUGCAGCUCGGGCCACGUCUCAACCCGCGACGACUCAAGCCGCGCAGGCGCAAUCGACCAAGUCCCAACAGACACAGACCCACGCUUCUGCAUCGCCGUCCGCGGGUGGCAACAAUGGACAGAGCAAGGCUGCUUCGUCCGUUCGAACUUCCGGCCAUGCCUCAGCCGCGGCCGCGACCAAGUCGGCUUCGAACAAGGGCGGCAACAAGGCCGAUGCCAGUUCCUCGCGUUAG
Messenger RNA from Microbotryum saponariae, 1858 nucleotides. Lineage: Eukaryota; Fungi; Basidiomycota; Microbotryomycetes; Microbotryales; Microbotryaceae. The record is from the annotation of a GenBank genome assembly.